GCUAGAAGGGGACUGAGUAAGUCAUUUAACUCCAUGGUUUUCAUAGAGACCUCUUGAUAUCAAAACUUCUUUCCUUAUAUACUUCUCUUGUCCUGUGAAGAUGAAAAUUGAUAUCCAUAGUCAUAUUCUACCAAAAGAAUGGCCAGAUCUGAAAAAGAGGUUCGGCUAUGGCGGCUGGGUGCAGCUCCAACACCAUGGCAAGGGAGAAGCAAAGAUGCUGAAAGAUGGGAAAGUCUUCAGAGUGGUCCAAGAGAACUGCUGGGAUCCAGAAGUUCGAAUUAGAGAAAUGGACCAAAAAGGAGUAACGGUGCAAGCCCUUUCCACCGUCCCUGUCAUGUUUAGCUACUGGGCCAAACCUCAGGACACUUUAAACCUGUGCCAGUUUUUAAACAGUGACCUGGCUGCCACCGUUGCAAGCCACCCCAGGAGGUUUGUGGGCCUGGGAACACUGCCCAUGCAGGCCCCCGAGCUGGCCAUCAAGGAGAUGGAGCGCUGUGUGAAGGAGCUGGGCUUUCCUGGGGUCCAGAUCGGCUCCCACGUCAACGAGUGGGACCUGAACUCGAAGGAACUCUUCCCUGUCUAUGCGGCAGCUGAAAGGCUGAACUGUUCCCUGUUUGUGCAUCCCUGGGACAUGCAGAUGGAUGGACGGAUGGACAAAUACUGGCUCCCUUGGCUUGUAGGAAUGCCAACAGAAACCACCAUAGCCAUUUGUUCCAUGAUCAUGGGUGGAGUGUUUGAGAAGUUUCCUAAACUGAAAGUGUGUUUUGCACAUGGAGGUGGUUCCUUCCCCUUCACAGUGGGAAGAAUCUCUCAUGGAUUCAGCAUGCGGCCAGAUCUGUGUGCCCAGGACAAUCCAGUUAACCCGAAGAAAUACCUUGGUUCCUUUUACACAGACUCCUUGGUGCAUGAUCCUCUGUCCCUCAAGCUGUUAACGGAUCUCAUAGGAAAGGAUAAAGUCAUUUUGGGAACCGAUUAUCCCUUUCCACUAGGUGAGCUGGAACCUGGGAAAUUGAUAGAGUCCAUGGAAGAAUUUGAUGAGGAAACAAAGGAUAAACUUAAAGCUGGCAAUGCCCUGGAAUUUUUGUGUCUUGAAAGAAAACAAUUUGAAUGAUUGAAUUUACUGCAAAGGCAAACUUUCAAAAAGACAUUUCAUUUUUGUUUUGAAAUAUGUAUCAUACAUAUAUUACUAAAAUCUUAUUUUGAACUAUUUUACCUAGAAAUAGAAUAUCCCAAAUAUCCUAAAUUAUUCACAACAAAAGUGAUUCACAAGUAUUUUCAUUCUGAAAA
Molecule: messenger RNA, 1287 nt
Organism: Propithecus coquereli (Coquerel's sifaka)
Lineage: Eukaryota; Metazoa; Chordata; Mammalia; Primates; Indriidae
Gene: ACMSD
Product: aminocarboxymuconate semialdehyde decarboxylase
Exons: 10
Coding region: 101-1111 (336 amino acids)
Biological process (GO): secondary metabolic process
Cellular component (GO): cytoplasm; cytosol
Molecular function (GO): carboxy-lyase activity; hydrolase activity
Source: RefSeq, a predicted model, not a curated record